AGCAGGAUCACUGAAUGUUUGGGAACAGUCGUGAUUGACACAACGACAACUUCAGAGGUGUCCUGAGCUGGCGCAGUCUGUACCUGGAGUAGAUUUCUUUUUAUUUGCUCUAUUCUAUGGAACGACAGAGAUCUUAUUUAGAUGCAUUACUGGAAAAGCGUUGUUGUACCAUACUGCGUUAAUCAAUAAGAUUAUUUCCCAAUCAAUUUAACCCUAGAAAAGUUUCUUUCGCCAUGGCUCUGCUAGCUAAUAUGCGGAGACAUAGUUUGCGCAUGCAACAGCAGCUUCAUCGAUGGAGUAUCUGUGUACCGGACGGAAGUCACCUGCUGAAUGAUGGCCUACGACAAUGCGAAGAGGCUGUUACCCGCGUAGGAACAGACGAAGACGAGAAGUACAGGGAGCGCUGGAGUUCAAUGUCCACUGAUUCUGGUAUUUCGACAGAGUCAAGCACUCCAGCAUUCACCGUGGUGAUGCUUGGCGACCCGGGCGUGGGGAAAACGGCUCUCACGGGUAUUUUUGCCGGUGACACGGACAGUCUUGCUAUUGACAGUGAGAUGUUUGUUGAGGAGGUGUGUGAGAGAACAGUUCUAGUUGAUGGAGAAAGUGCUACAGUGACACUGGUGGAUUCAUGCAAUACUCUGGAAGAAGCUGUGUCUGAAGUCUGCUCUGUGGAUGCAUUUCUGCUGGUGUACUCCAUCACAGACCGUGCCUCCUUUGAGCGUGCCGCUGAGUUGCGCAUCCAGAUCCGACAGGCCGAGGCUUAUGCCAACACACCCAUCAUUCUGGUUGGCAACAAGUGUGACUUGGUCCGACGCAGGGAGGUGCCCAUCAGUGAGGCGCGUGUGUGUGCUGUAGUGUUUGACUGUAAACUGGUGGAGACGUCUGCCCUCAUGCAGCACAAUGUCUGGCUUCUGUUUGACGGCGUCAUCAGACAACUGCGUCUCCGUGGCAAUAGCAGCGAUGGUCCCUCCCACCGGAAGGGGAGUGUUCCAGAGCGAGCUAAGCGCUUCAUACACACACUCGCCGCCAAGAGAAACACACACGCCGCAUACACACUCAAGUCCAAAUCCUGCCAUGACCUGUCAGUGCUCUAGACCCUGUGUGUGCGCGUGUGUGUGUGCGUGUGCGUGUGCGUGUGUGUGUGUGUGUGUGUGUGCGUGUGUGUGGGGAUGUUUGCUUGUAUAGUUACAUAAAAGCAUGUGUAAUUCCAGCGUAUCUGCAUGUGUGUGUGUAUGUUGCUGUAUGUUGUGUCAAAGACUCCAUUACAUGCAGUCCAUACAGACUACAUUAGUGAUAGGAUAACCACCUGUCUUGAAUUUCCAUGACAGAGUGACCUUUGCACUUUCCUUAAGUUAUCCUUUGAGAGUAGGACAGUGUGUCUCUGUGCAUGAGAUUUUUUUUUAUAAAGUUGUAUUUUUAUCUAAAACGUUUCCUUUAAAUGUGUACUGUCCCUUUUGGUUUAAAGCACUGC
This is a messenger RNA of Alosa sapidissima (American shad), 1471 nucleotides long. RefSeq names its product GTP binding protein overexpressed in skeletal muscle (gene gem). Bases 234 to 1094 code for a protein of 286 amino acids. Gene Ontology annotation, molecular function: calcium channel regulator activity; GTP binding; GTPase activity. The record is from RefSeq and is a predicted model, not a curated record. Gene Ontology annotation, biological process: negative regulation of high voltage-gated calcium channel activity. Lineage: Eukaryota; Metazoa; Chordata; Actinopteri; Clupeiformes; Clupeidae. The transcript is spliced from 4 exons. Gene Ontology annotation, cellular component: plasma membrane.